Molecule: messenger RNA, 828 nt
Organism: Pipistrellus nathusii (Nathusius's pipistrelle)
Lineage: Eukaryota; Metazoa; Chordata; Mammalia; Chiroptera; Vespertilionidae
Source: the annotation of a GenBank genome assembly
AUGCCGUAUGCCAACCAGCCCACCGUGCGGAUCACGGAGCUCACGGACGAGAACGUCAAGUUCAUCAUCGAGAACACGGACCUAGCGGUGGCUAAUUCUAUUCGGAGGGUCUUCAUCGCCGAGGUGCCCAUAAUAGCCAUUGACUGGGUUCAGAUCGACGCCAAUUCCUCAGUCCUUCACGACGAAUUCAUCGCUCACAGGCUUGGGCUAAUCCCCCUCACCAGCGAUGACAUUGUGGACAAGCUGCAGUACUCGCGGGACUGCACGUGCGAGGAGUUCUGCUCGGAGUGCUCGGUGGAGUUCACUCUGGACGUGCGGUGCAACGAAGACCAGACUCGUCACGUCACGUCUCGAGACCUCAUCUCCAACAGCCCCCGGGUCAUUCCGGUGACAUCCCGGAACCGAGAUAACGACCCUAAUGACUACGUGGACCAGGAUGACAUCCUCAUUGUCAAGCUGCGCAAGGGCCAGGAGCUGCGCCUCCGCGCCUAUGCCAAGAAGGGCUUUGGCAAGGAGCAUGCUAAGUGGAACCCGACUGCAGGCGUGGCUUUUGAAUAUGAUCCCGACAAUGCCCUGAGGCACACGGUGUACCCCAAGCCGGAGGAGUGGCCAAAGAGCGAGUACUCAGAGCUGGAUGAAGACGAGUCCCAGGCUCCGUACGACCCCAAUGGCAAGCCGGAGAGGUUUUACUACAACGUGGAGUCCUGUGGCUCUCUGCGCCCUGAGACCAUCGUCCUCUCGGCCCUUUCUGGGCUGAAGAAGAAGCUGAGUGAUUUACAGACCCAGCUGAGCCACGAGAUCCAGAGUGACGUCCUCACCAUAAACUAA